CACAAAGCAGUGAGGGAAUGCAAAACAGUUAUGUCUUUAUCAUCUGAGAUGGAGAAGAAUUCCACCGAAGAUGACUGUUUGGACUCUGGAGCAGAGACGGCAGGGUCUGACUACAGCCCCAUGUCUUCUGGCAGCAGUGAGCGCUCCAUGAGGGAGUUUCAGGACCCCUUCCGGGUCUGCAUCCACAUCAUCACUGACCCAGGUCGGGCCAGACCUCUUCAGCGGGCAGCAGACACCCUCCUCUCCUGCAUCCACCCAGAGCUGCAUCUGUUUCGCGUGUCCGAACGGGGCGCCUGGCAACUGCGACCUAAGCCGCCCGUCUACGGUCCCCCCUCCGCCCACCAGAGGGCGCUGCCUGCCCAGUCCGCACUGGCUGUCAUCCUGUUCCUCCACGAGGAGUACGGGGGAGAGGAGCCCAUCCUGCACCUCCACCAUGCCCUCCGGCACCCACCCUGGCGCUACCACCACACCGAGCGAGUGAGGGGCCGGCUCCUCCCCUUGGCCCCCAGCAGCCAGGACUUCUUCACGCUGGCACCAGGAACGCCCCUAUGGGCCGUGCGCCAGGUGCACUAUGGGAAGGAGGUGGUGCGCUUCACUGUGUACUGCCGGCACCAGAGCUUUGGCGACAUGGUGAGGAUGUAUGGUCUGCUGCUACGCCGCCCGCUGGCCCAGCGCAAGGAGGGCUUCUGCCUCUUUGUGGUGUACUCAAACCCAGAUGCCGAGAUACAGCUGUCCCUAAAGAGGCUCCCCCGGGGCCAGAGCCCCAUUCCUGCUGACUCUUCCGUCAUGGAGUUCCGUGUGCGGGAUGUUGGGGGGCUGGUGCCCCUCCUGCCCCAUCCCUGCACCCUCAUCAGUGAGGUGCGCUGGCAGACCGAGGACUACGACGGGAACAAGAUAUUGCUGCAGGUUCGAGGCUCAGCCCAGUGCAGACGCAGGCAUACCAUUGGCCAGUUCAAUGACCUGCUGGAAAACUCACUUACGCCAUCGUCCUUCCCACCAGACCCCGCCGUUGCUCCCCCAUAUGGGUGUGGCCCGCCCUCCUACCGAAACCGCCGCUACUGCCGGAACUCAUCCCGCGCCCGACACCCGAACCAGACCCGGCUCUCCCAGCCGGACCUGGCUCUGGCCUGCCAUAAGGCCCAGGCCAACCAGCGCUGUGAACCGGAGGCCUCUCGGUCCUGGUGGUCGGGCGUCCGCAGUCGCUCUCUCUUCUGCCUGCCCACCUUGAGCAGGGCCUGCGCCACCCCCUCCUCCCCCUCCCCUUCAUUCUCCCUCUCCCGCCGCCCCUCCUUCCUCACGCCGCCAUUUCGGCUCAACGUGGACACACUGGUGGGCGCCGAGGAGACCGACGUGGAUACGGGUCUGAAGAUGGACAGCAGGGCGGUGGACCUCUCUGUGGUUUCAGCGUACUCCGGGCCUCUCCCGGCCCCACCCCACCCGCAGGAAAACCCUGCUCUGCUGUGGAACGGCCGCUCCUCUUCAGCCCAGCCCCUGGUUCAGUACCGGCCUCGGCCCCACAGUGCCUGUCCCGCGGGCUCCGUGUGGGACGGAGGGAACAGAAUAUGGGCAGAGGCCAACGGUCACCAGGACACGCCUGCAGAGGAGGAACAGGAGUUUUACAUAUGA
Messenger RNA from Conger conger (European conger), 1626 nucleotides. Its product is annotated as protein FAM124A-like. Bases 31 to 1626 code for a protein of 531 amino acids. The transcript has 4 exons. NCBI's taxonomy places the organism in Eukaryota, Metazoa, Chordata, Actinopteri, Anguilliformes, Congridae. The record is from RefSeq and is a predicted model, not a curated record.